UUUUCAAUGUGUUUGUUUUUCAUUUAAAUAUGGUGAAUUUUUGUUGUGUGACAGGGUGCAAGAAUGAGUCUUAUCCCGGUAGCCGCUUUUCUUUCCACGGAUUUCCGAAGAAUGAAAACCAGAAAUCGAAGUGGCAAAAUGUAUUACCUGGAAAAAUCUCAAAGUCGUCUGUUGUUUGCAGUGAACAUUUUAAAUGUGACGAUUUUUUUCCUGGUUAUACCAGAAAAAUGCUGAAACCUGAUGCUGUUCCGUCAAUAUUUCCUAAGGAGAACAAGAGUGCGCCGCCAACAUUCUAUGAGUACCAGCUACGCAAGAUACGCGAGGCGGCUGAUUAUGCUGCUAUCAAACCCAUUGUCAUCGACAAUAUUGAGGGACUUCCAGUUACAGAUCCAAUGGGUAAAAUAACAUAUUCAGUAGCCUGUACCCACGGAUACAAGUAUACGCUUAUACGUCCAUCUGAUAGGGAAGGCCGCCUUAAGAAACGCCCGGGUGGUUCCAUGGAACAGGUUGACGUUGAGCCUCGAACUGAAGAUACCCUGGACACAAUGAUGAUUCAAGAACCGCUGGUGGACGAGAGACUGAUUCUGAAAGAUCCAAACCCAGAAAUCACAGCUAGAGAAAUAUUUCUCGACGAUGAAGAAGAAAAGCCAGUAAAAAUAAGAAAGAUCGAUCCCCAGGAAUCUUCAGAACGACUUAAUAUCGCCGUAACUCCUAAUGUUAUCCCAGGAAAUAUUACAAAUACACCACUCCUAGCUCCGUCCAAGCCAACAAUCCCUGUGAUAUCCAGAAUCAAUCCUUUAACUCUACAAAAACUUACCGUAUCAUCUCAAAUAUGUUCCACCAAUUCCGCAAAUAUAUCUCAAAAUACGAGUGGUAUCUGCCAAAAUGAUGAUAAUAUCGAUAAUGACAUUCCUAUAAUGAAACAUAAAAUUAUUAAACUCAGGAGAAUACCGCCCGCUGCGGAAAAAAUCAUUAAUCCUGAAAACGCCAUUCCUAUAUUCAAAACUGAUCUCGUUAACAUUCAUACAUUCACCACAGCUGCUUCACAAAACUCGUCAACAACGAUCACCACAUCAUCAAUCACGUCCAAUAACCACCAGAACAACCAAAAUAUCAUUCCUACAACCCAGAUCAAUGCUAAUCCCCAAAAUAUCAGUUCUUCAACCCGUGUUUAUACUCCAAAAAAACCUAAAACAGUAACACAAAACCUCAUUAAUCCACAAAAUAUCAUUCCUAUAAUAAACAAUAAUAUCGUUAUAAAUACGACAUCACCACAAUUCUUAUCUAGAUCCCAAAACAUACCCAUGACAACGCCUGCAUCCCAAAAUGUCCCGAUACCAUCCUCAAUCGCCUCCAGCUCAAUUCAAAGUACUUUGAAUCCCCAGAACACCAUCUCUUUUCUCCCAAAGAUGGCCACUUCUGUCCAAACAACUCUUACUACAUCCCCAAAAAUUACAUCUGUAUCCCAAAACGUUCCUAAAUCAUCACCAAUCAUUUCAAACUCACAUCAAAAUAUUGUUAAUGCCCAAAAUAUUAUUCCUAAAUUCCCACAUAUGACCUCUACAGCCCAAAAGAUUCCCAUUACGUCCCCACCAGUAACGCCUGCCUCCCAAAAUAUCCACAUCCCCUCCCCAAUCAUCUCUCGCUCUCGUCAAAAUAUUCUGGACUUCCAAUCUACAUUUACUACAUUCUCACAAAAGACUUCUAGAGCCCAAACAAUCCAAACGACACCUGCCCUCAAAAAUAUGCCAAAACCGGCCUUAUUUUGCUCAUCUGCCCAAAAUAACAUUUCAAAAUUUCCAAAAAUGAUUAUUCACACCCCAAAUAUUCCGGAAAAUGUUCCUAUCAAACGUGAAAUUAUUCCAGCAACAUCCCAAUAUCAGUCUAUUAGUCCAGAGCCUAUCACAAUCACAUCCCAGCCCCCAAUUUCAUCACCAGUUGUUGUAGAGAUGAUGAAAGAACAAUCUCCAACGAUCGACCCGUUGGAAAUAUUAUUACAUACAGCUGUAGAAGUUCAUACAGGACUCGGAGUGUUGAUGGGGGAUAAAAAUGGGGAUUGUAGCGUCUAUCCCAUAACAGUGAAGCAAGGAGUGAUAAAAGUGCCCUCAUUGCAAGCUUACAUUAAAGACGGCUUCCUUGUCAGCUAUUCCGGUACACCUAUCUUACCUCUAGGAAAGAAGCAGACAAUUUUAAAGCAUAUAUCAGAAAAUAUAGCAGGGAAUGCAAUUAGCCCGUGCCCUUUGGAUGUCGCUCGACAACUGACAAAUAUGCCGCUGCAACAUGAGAAUGUGAAUAGUAUGGCAACACCAAAGAUUGAAUUGCCAGAUGAGAAAAAAACUGAUUGGGAGGAUAAGAUACCUAUGGGACUUAUAGCUUAUAUGGACCCCAAGGACCAUAACCGGACGUUGGACCCACAAAAGUCAAAAAUACAAGUUCAACUGUCGAAGAUAUCGCCGAAAGUAUGCAUGGCAUCAUCACUUGAAUAG
Molecule: messenger RNA, 2486 nt
Organism: Spodoptera exigua (beet armyworm)
Lineage: Eukaryota; Metazoa; Arthropoda; Insecta; Lepidoptera; Noctuidae
Source: the annotation of a GenBank genome assembly